Molecule: messenger RNA, 1207 nt
Organism: Sphaerulina musiva SO2202
Lineage: Eukaryota; Fungi; Ascomycota; Dothideomycetes; Mycosphaerellales; Mycosphaerellaceae
Product: NAD dependent epimerase/dehydratase
Exons: 1
Coding region: 11-1123 (370 amino acids)
Molecular function (GO): oxidoreductase activity, acting on the CH-OH group of donors, NAD or NADP as acceptor
Source: RefSeq, a predicted model, not a curated record
GAGAACAGCAAUGGCAGAUUCAGGCGACACCAAAGAUACCGUCCUUGUGACUGGUGGCAGUGGCCAUCUGGGCGGCUACUGUGUCCUGCAACUUCUCCAAAAGGGAUACACUGUCCGCACCACCGUUCGCACCACAUCUCGCAUCGACGAAGCCAAGGGCAAAUACCGCCAUGGAGGUGCAACAGAAGAGCAGAUUGCAAGUGUCGAGUUUGUGGUGCUAGAUCUCGUCAGCGACAGUGAUGAGGACUGGACAAAAGCCUGCACAGGCGCCAAAUAUGUGCUCCACACGGCGGGAAUGAUAGCCACCGGGCUGGAGAAGCACGAAGAUGAACUGCUCAUACCCUUAAAAACUGGCACCCUCCGCGUCCUCCGCGCCGCCAAAGCUGCCCAUGUACAAAAAGUCGUCUUCACGAGCUCAGUAGCUGCAAUAGCUCACGGACACGGCAUGAAACGAGGCAAAUCCGAGCCCUUUACCGAAGAAGAUUGGACAGAUUUAUCGAAUCAGAAAGAGAAAUUACACGUAUAUCCUCGAGCCAAAACUUUGCAGGAACAAGCUGCUUGGGAAUAUAUCCACAGCGAGGCAGGUCAAGGUUUAGAAAUGACCACUAUCAACCCCGUCGCCUUGUAUGGACCUUCGCUGAGCAAAAAUUUCGCCUCGAGCCUCAAACUCGUUCCAAUUUUGCUCGGUGGUAUGCCCGGUGUACCGCAAUACGGCACGGGAAUGGUCGACGCGCGAGACGUCGCCGACUUGCACAUUCGAGCCAUGGAAAGUUCUGCUGCAAAUGGACAACGAUAUCUUGCCAUUUCCGGCCGAUCGCACGAACUCGAAGCAGCAAAAGACAGUGUGUGCGAUUUCGUCAAUAUGAUUCUCUCGGGAGAUAUUUUGCGUCAAGGUCUUCCCGAGGAAAAAACUGGCAAAAUUCCUACGAGAACUUUGCCGAAUUUUGUGAUGCGUGCUGCGGGAUACUUUGAUCCUGUUGUGGGAGUCUGUUUGCCGGAUUUGGGGAAAGAACUUGCGGGGUCUUUUGCGAAGGCGAGGAGGGAGUUGGGGUGGGAGCCGAGGACGAUUGAUGAGGCUUUGUUGUCGAGUGCGAAGAGUUUGGUAGAGUUUGGUGUGGUGUAGAUAGAUUGAUAUGAUUUAGGUAGAUAGACAGAUAGAGAUGGAUGUUCUCAAGGUAGGUAGGUAUAGAACUGUUACGAGGCUCUC